Apaloderma vittatum (bar-tailed trogon) is the source of this 1368-nucleotide messenger RNA. RefSeq names its product selenoprotein T (gene SELENOT). Gene Ontology annotation, cellular component: endoplasmic reticulum membrane. Gene Ontology annotation, biological process: cell redox homeostasis. Gene Ontology annotation, molecular function: thioredoxin-disulfide reductase (NADPH) activity. The transcript has 5 exons. The record is from RefSeq and is a predicted model, not a curated record. Lineage: Eukaryota; Metazoa; Chordata; Aves; Trogoniformes; Trogonidae. The coding region runs from base 105 to 518 and encodes 137 amino acids.
CUGGUGUUGCCGGUCGAGCAGCGGCUCGGACAGGCAGGCCCCCCAAUCCCCAGGGAAGCACCGUUGUUUUUUUUUGAGGCUACCGGCGGGUGUUUGAGGAGUACAUGCGGGUCAUCAGCCAGCGGUACCCAGACAUCCGAAUCGAAGGGGAGAACUACCUUCCUCAACCUAUCUAUAGGCACAUCGCAUCCUUCCUGUCUGUCUUCAAACUAGUGUUAAUAGGCUUAAUAAUCGUUGGCAAGGAUCCCUUUGCGUUCUUCGGCAUGCAAGCUCCGAGCAUCUGGCAGUGGGGCCAAGAAAACAAGGUUUACGCUUGUAUGAUGGUCUUCUUCCUGAGCAACAUGAUUGAGAACCAGUGUAUGUCCACGGGGGCGUUUGAGAUCACUCUGAAUGAUGUUCCGGUGUGGUCUAAGCUGGAGUCUGGCCACCUCCCUUCCAUGCAGCAGCUUGUACAAAUCCUCGAUAACGAGAUGAAGCUCAAUGUGCACAUGGAGUCAAUGCCCCACCAUCGAUCAUAGCCCCAUCUCUCAGCACUGAAACUUCUUGCAUUAAGUGGCGCUUUCCCCGGCCGCGUGGCGCAGACCCAUGAAGGCCUGCACUGAAGACAGCGCGCUGUUGGUGCAGGCUAGAUGCUUCCCUCGCAGCCACGUCGUGCCUCCUGAAAAAAAGCUUAAUGGAAGAGCUCUUUCAGUGCUGGCGUGUUUCCAGAUACUGCACAGUCAUGGAGUGCAAUAAUACUGUAUAGUUUUUUUAAGAUUUCAUCCGACCAGUUCAUAGCUCAGCAAUGCAGGCAUUACUAAUUGUAACUUAUUUUAUAUUCAUGUUUCACACAAUGGCAGAUUGAGUUGAUACCUAAUUUUUCCUCAGAGAAAAAAAAAAGUUUGUUUAAUCUGUUGUAUUUUAUAUGAAUUUAUGUUCUUUUUGUAGUUUAAAAUGAAGUUAUAGGAGUGUCUGAUGUUGUCCUAAACUAUUAAGUAAUCAACAGCUGUCUAUCAAGUAUCUCUGACGUGACAUGGUUAAAGCAGGUUUGUAUAUUUUUCAAAAUAUAUGGCAGAGUUGAACAGUCCGUUAUAUACUAAAUUAUAUAAACAAAAUUAUACGCGGAGUAGUUACAUCAUUUUGCAACUUCAGUAAAAAUUAAGAUCGACCGCUCUUUAGAUUGCGUGGGCCAGCUCGGGAGGUUUUUCCUCGACCGUUCGGAAGAGAUGAAGAGCUGCGCCUUUCUGCUGUCCUAAAAAGAAACCAAGGAAGUUAAUUUAAAUAAAGAGUUCUCAUUUACUGUGCGAAGUGUCUGAGUCACUGAUGGAUAUUCCUAGAAUUGCAAUUGAAAAAAAGAAAAAAAACCAUAAAAAGCCUACUUUCCAAAGU